Candidula unifasciata is the source of this 4401-nucleotide messenger RNA. NCBI's taxonomy places the organism in Eukaryota, Metazoa, Mollusca, Gastropoda, Stylommatophora, Geomitridae. The record is from the annotation of a GenBank genome assembly.
GACCAUGCAAAGCCUAACCUGAUCUGGAACUACAAGACUCGAGAGGAACUCCGGGAAUGUCUGGAGAAUGAGAUCAGAGCCUUCAAUGUCGACAAGGAGCUGGGGGCCACAUUUGUCGUGGGCUGGAACCAUACUGAGUUUGAGGUCCCUUACAAUUGUUUGGCAGAGGAGAUCAAGAUUGGGGAUUACUAUCUGCGGCUGUUGUUGGAGGAGGAUGAAGAUGAAGCCACAGAGGAAACCAGUGCAAUAAAAAAAUCGUAUGAGUUUUUCAAUGACCUGUACCAUCGGUUCCUGCUGACUCCUAAAGUGAACAUGAAAUGCAUGUGCUUGCAGGCCAUGGCAAUUGUCUAUGGCAGGUGUCAUGAGGAGAUUGGUGCUUUCAAUGACACCCGCUAUAUAGUGGGCAUGCUGGAGAGAUGUACAGACAGAAUUGAACGGGACAGGCUCAUUCUCUUCUUGAAUAAGUUAAUUCUGCACCAGAGAAAUGUCAAGGAGAUUAUGGAUGCAAACGGAGUGAAGACCCUUGUCGACCUGUUGACCUUGGCUCAUCUUCACACGACAAGGGCAACAGUCCCACUGCAGACAAAUGUGAUUGAAGCCUCCCCUGAUAUGCAUAGAGAAAGUGAAAAAGAGUGGUACUUUGGAAACAAGGAGAAAGAACGGCUGGGUCCCUACAGUUUUGAAGAGAUGAAAGCAUUCUACGAAGAAGGUACAGUCCAUGCUAAAACAAGAUGCUGGGCUCAAGGCAUGGACGGGUGGCGACCUCUGCAGGCGGUGCCCCAGCUCAAGUGGACAUUGCUGGCCAGCGGUCAGGCUGUGAUGAAUGAGACAGACAUGGCCACUCUCAUUCUCAACAUGCUCAUUAAGAUGACAGAGUACUACCCAAGCAGAGAUUCUGAUGGUGCUAUCAUUCGACCUCUUCCGCGAAUAAAACGGAUACUUUCUGAUGCUACCUGUCUGCCUCAUAUCGUGCAGCUGUUGCUGACCUUUGACCCAGUUUUGGUGGAGAAGGUUGCGACCUUGCUGUACCUGGUUAUGCAGGAUAACCCGGUAGUUUCACGGCUGUAUCUGUCUGGGUCAUUCUUCUUCAUCAUGAUGUACACAGGCUCCAACGUUCUUCCAGUGGCUCGGUUUCUCAAGUACACACACCUCAAACAGGCAUUUCGCUCGGAAGAGAAUGCCACAUCAGACAUCCUUGCUCGCAGUGUCCUGGGUCCCAUUUUGCCAGAGGCUAUGGUAUGUUACCUGGAGAACUAUUCUCCAGAGAAGUUUGCCCAAAUUUUCCUUGGAGAGUUUGACACCCCAGAGGCAAUCUGGAACAGUGUAUUGACUAUAGAGAAGAUCUUUUCACACUUGGCUGACUUCUCCCCCCGUCUGAUGAGUAACACUCGUGCCCUGUACUAUCUCAAAACCCAUCCCGACACAGUGCGUGCGCUUCCCCGACUGGCCAAUCAAAGACCCGGUAGGUGCAUUUACUAUCUCAGACAUCUGUGUGACACAGUGCGCUUCCCCGACUGGCCAAUCAAAGACCCGAUCAAAUUAUUGAAAGAUAUUCUGGAUGCUUGGAAAAAAGAGGUAGAAAAGAAGCCACCAACCUAUAUUCGUAAAGCAUAUUUUAAAAUGGCUCGAGAUUAUCACCCGGACAAGAAUCCAGAGGGAAGGGAAAUGUUUGAGCAAGUGAACAAAGCUUAUGAAUUCCUGUGCAGUAAGACCAAGGUUAAAGAUGGACCGGAUCCUCAGAAUAUAGUCCUUAUACUGAAAGCCCAGAGUAUCCUCUUCAGUCGCUACAAAGAAGAGCUGCAGCCAUACAAGUAUGCAGGCUACCCCAUGCUCAUUAAGACCAUUCAGAUGGAGACCAAUGAUGACCAGUUGUUCAGCAAGUCAGCACCACUCCUGUCUGCAGCUGCAGAGCUGGCAUAUCACACGGUCAACUGCUCUGCUCUAAAUGCUGAAGAGCUCCGCAGGGAGAAUGGUAUUCAGAUACUUCAAGAUGCUUUCUCAAGAUGUGUCAGCGUACUCAGCCAGUCCAGCAAGCAGGAUGAUGUUGCUGUCAAUGUGUGUACCUACAUUGCCAAAUGUUACGCUGUGUCAGCCCAGUUUGAAGGAUGCAGGGAAAAAAUACAGGAACAUUCGGCCAUCAUCAAGGAUUUGUGCAGGAUUUUGUACUAUAAGAAUCUUCCCAAACUGUGUGCUGUUGUUUGUGAGUGUGUCAGCGCUUUCUGUGUAGAUUUCUGGCUGCAGACUAACUUGUUCCAGUCUGGGGUGCUCUGGCACUUGUUACUGUACCUCUUCAAUUAUGACUACACUUUGGAGGAGGGCGGCGUGGAGAAAAGUCAGGAGAGCAACCAACAGGAAGUUGCAAACUACCUGGCAAAGAUGAGUGUUGUAGCCAGCGGGAGAUUGGCAGGCUUCUAUAGCAGCGAGAAUGAGCUGACCACGCCUGAUAAUCCGUCAGUCAAGAAGUCUUUAUACUCUCUGCUGACACCUUACCUGGCAAGAAAGCUAACCAAUGAAAGCCCAGUUGAGUGUGGCUCAGAUGACAGAUCUCUGUGGCUGCUGAAGAUGCUCAACAGCAACACAGAAAACCCGUACUUGAUCUGGGACAAUGCCACCCGCGCCCAGCUCUGUGAAUAUCUUACAGAUCAGCAACAGCGGAUCAUUAAAACAGGAGAAUGUGAUCCAAGCUACGGUGCCAACUUUGUCUUCGAUAUCCACUCUAAAGAGCUGAUUGUUGGAGAAAUAUUUGUUAGGAUCUUCAAUGAGCAACCAACCUUUCCCCUGGAGAACCCCAAAGGUUUUACAAUAGAUCUUUUGGAUUUCCUGGGAUCUCAGGCACAGUACCUACACUCGAUGAUGAUGCUGCAGCAGCAACAGAGCAUUAGCCCCAGCCCUGACCAUGCGGACAGGUUAGGGAAGAUUGAGAUGGCCCUGGAAGCUCUCAGAAAUAUCAUUAAAGCUAGUCCAGGUGUGGAGAUCCAGUGUAUUGGACACUUCAAGUUAUUAUUUGCCUUAUUGCGUAUGGAAGAGUUCUCCAAACUACAGCAGUUUACAGUCGAGGUGAUCAACAGUGUCACAGGAAAUCAGGAGUGUGUCAAGGACAUUGCUGCCUCUGAAGUUUUGGGUUAUCUUUUGUUCUCCCUUCAAAGUGUUCCAUCCUGUCGUUUGCUGACUCUGGAAAGUUUGUUUGCUCUCAUGUCCAACACCAAGAUCGUUAAAGAGGCCGUUGUUAAAGGAGGCCUAAUAUACCUCCUAGACCUGUUUUGCAACUCUACCAACCCUGCCAUCAGAGAAAAAACUGCUGAGCUCUUCGCCAAGAUGUUAUCAGAUAAACUUGUGGGUCCAAAGGUUCGAAUCCUGCUUAACAAGUUCCUGCCUCCCAUCUUCAUGGAUGCUAUGAGAGAUUCAGCAGAGGCUGCAGUUCAUAUGUUUGAAGGCACACAUGAGAACCCAGAGUUGAUCUGGAAUGAUGAUGCUAGAGAGAAAGUCUGCAACACUGUCAAGAGACUGAGAGAGAAGCACUUCCAGGCACAGAAGGAGGACAUCAGUGCCAAAUGGAGCAUGAGGGAAGACUUUCAAGUUGUCUACUCAGACGUGCAAGGAGAGGUUGUGGUGGGAGGAGUUUUCCUACGGCUGUUUAUCUCCAACCCUGGCUGGGUCCUGCGUCGGCCUAAGGAGUUUCUGACUGAACUGCUGGAACAGUGGUCGCAGGCUACUGUCGCAGUUGCCUUUAAUGGUGAAAUGUUAGAGACCUUGACCACGGCAGUUGUCUGCCUGUUUCAGGCCAAUAGUUCACUUCUAGAUCAAGUCCCAUCACUAGGCUACAUCCCACGAGUCUUUACAGCCAUGGUGUCUAAAAAUAACGCUGUCCCGAAAUCUGCCAUCCAGGUUGCUCACCAGUUAAGCUAUAGUGAGCUGUGUAUUCGUGCGAUGGCCGUAAUUGAAAGUGUUGGUCCCGUGCAGUCAGCCAUGAAAGUGAGAAAGGACAUGAUUGGGCUGGCAGCUGAGGCUCUCUCAAAGAUGUUUGACAAAGGAGAGGAGGAGUUGGUCCAACAGGCACUAAAAGUGGAUUUGAUCCCAUACCUGUUGAAACUGUUAGAAAGUGGUUUAGAGGCUAUGGAAAAUCCGCCUGCUACCAAAGCUCAGAUUGUCAAGGCUUUGAAAGCUAUGCAGAGGAGUCUGACUCAUGGGGAAAGGGUAACAGAAAUCUUGGACAAGUCCACAAUCUGGAAAGACUACAAGGAUCAAAGACAUGACUUGUUUAUUAGUGACACCAACAUUGCUGGUUACCUGACAGGACCCGCAGGACCCAGUGUAGCAGGUUACCUCACUGCAGGAACCAUGAGAUCCACCAUGCCCGAUGUACCCCCACCUGUGGAUACUGAUCACAAUGAUGAUGGUUAG